AUGUUUCUGUUUGAUUGGUUCUAUGGAAUUCUUGCUACGCUUGGUUUGUGGCAAAAAGAGGCGAAGAUUUUGUUUCUAGGGUUAGAUAAUGCUGGGAAAACUACGUUGCUUCACAUGCUUAAAGAUGAGAGAUUAGCACAGCAUCAACCAACUCAACAUCCAACAUCGGAGGAAUUGAGUAUUGGGAAGAUUAAGUUUAAAGCUUUUGAUUUGGGUGGGCAUCAGAUUGCUCGUAGGGUUUGGAGUGAUUAUUAUGCUCAGGUGGAUGCUGUAAUCUAUCUGGUUGAUGCAUAUGACAAGGAAAGAUUUCCGGAAUCAAAGAGGGAGCUGAAUGCUCUUCUUUCUGAUGGGUCACUUGCAGAUGUACCAUUCCUUAUCUUAGGAAACAAGAUUGACAUUCCUUAUGCUGCCUCAGAGGAUGAGUUACGUCAUUAUCUGGGCCUCACCAACUUCACUACAGGCAAGGGCAAGGUUAAUCUUUCUGGCUCCAAUGUCCGACCUAUGGAGGUAUUCAUGUGUAGUAUUGUCCGCAAGAUGGGAUAUGGUGAAGGCUUUCAGUGGCUUUCUCAGUAUAUCAAAUAG
Lathyrus sativus (Indian pea) is the source of this 582-nucleotide messenger RNA. The record is from the annotation of a GenBank genome assembly. Lineage: Eukaryota; Viridiplantae; Streptophyta; Magnoliopsida; Fabales; Fabaceae.